UCCACCGCGCAUGUGCGUACGAUAGACCAUCAGGCGCAGCGAUCCCGAAUCUCUCGAGGCCGGCAAGUGGGAGCAAUCCAAGUAGCAGACCGGGAGCGAGAGGCUACAAAUAUCAAAAUACUAGAAACAGGUUGGGGAGGGCGGCGGAGGCGACCUGAGGGUUCUCACAGCACGAAGAGAGAGACGAUGUGGAAGAGGGUUUGCUCGCAGCUCGCACCUUGGCGAUCCGCCACGCCCGGCGGCGCCGCCCUCCGCAACCGCGCCGCCGCCGCCUCCUUCGUCUCCUCCUCCGCCCUCCAAUCCUCCUUCCCCUCCCCCUCGCCUUUCCAAAAGACCGUCCCCCUUUUCUCCGCCGAUUCCGGUAAUGCUUCCUUGAAGAAGAGGGUGGAGGACGUGAUGCCGACCGCGACUGGGCACGAGCGGGAGGAGCUCGAGGCCGAGCUGGAGGGGAGGAAGCGGUUCGAUAUGGAUGCUCCGGUCGGUCCGUUCGGUACCAAGGAGGCCCCUGCUGUCGUCCAGUCUUAUUAUAACAAGAGAAUAGUGGGUUGUCCUGGUGGUGAAGGUGAGGACGAACAUGAUGUUGUAUGGUUUUGGCUGGAGAAGGGCAAGCCACAUGAAUGUCCUGUGUGCUCUCAAUACUUUGAGCUGGAGGUGAUUGGUGGAGGAGGGGAUCCUGAUGGGCAUAGUGAUGAUGACCACCAUUGAAACAAACAGAUUUCUGCAAAAUAAACAAAAAGGUGAGGCAGUCGUUCUGAUGCUAUGUAGCAGUGGAUGACUUUUGUUUUAUUUUUGUUUAAUCAAUUUUCUUGCACCAAGCGUGGUGGUGUAUUUUGUUUAAUUAAGUUGUAUUUGAACUUGGUUCUUUGAGCCUUUAUGUCAAUCGUCAAUUAAUAAUCAGUGGCCACAUGAAACUCAACAUUCUUUCUCGGUUAUACUAAAUCAAAUUGAAACGGAUUCAUUA
Molecule: messenger RNA, 961 nt
Organism: Phoenix dactylifera (date palm)
Lineage: Eukaryota; Viridiplantae; Streptophyta; Magnoliopsida; Arecales; Arecaceae
Product: cytochrome c oxidase subunit 5b-2, mitochondrial-like
Biological process (GO): mitochondrial electron transport, cytochrome c to oxygen
Cellular component (GO): mitochondrial envelope; respiratory chain complex IV
Source: RefSeq, a predicted model, not a curated record